AUGCCUGGAAGAUCAGCCGUGCUCUCCGCGGCCCGCUGCCAGUCGUACUUCGGCUCCUGCGACGCCGCGGCCUGCCGACCGCAGGCUCUCGAGCGGGCGGGCGGCCCGAGGCACCCGGCCCCGCCCGACCUAUUUCUUCACCUAGGAGAACAGGUGGACCAACCUGCCGGCGGAGUGAAGCAGGAAACGCGACCUGGCGGCUCCGACGCGCUGAUUUGGCAAGCCCUGUGCAAGGUGCGGCAUGUUUUCCUGGGGGUGUCGAGGAUCCCGCACGGUUCCAUGACGGUGCCGCAGGAGACGGGCUUCACCAUCUUCGGGCUGUUCCUGCUGGUGGAGCUGCUGGACUUCGUCGACGAGGGCCGGGCCCCGCGACCAGAGGGGCAGCAGGGCGGCCGGGCCGCCGCCAGGGUCCGGCGCCGCACCCGCACGCGCGUGGUCGCCCUGGCGGUCCUCACGCUGCUGGUCUUCGCGGCGAGGUACCGCCACACCGGGGGCACUUCGAUCAACAUGUCGCCCCAGGAUAAUCCGAUCAGUUUCGAGGCGAGCCAGUUCGUGCGGACACUCUCCUACGCGUACCUACACGGUGUAUACGCGAAGCUGUUGGUGUGGCCUCAGUUUCUUUGCUACGACUACUCCAUGGAUGCGAUCCCGUCGGUGCGUACGCUGGAAGAUCCUCGCCUGCUCCUGCCACUCGCCGCGUAUGUUGGCUUCAUCUCUGUUCUUGCAGCCACACUGCACCUGCCUGCGCGGUACAGGCGGGCUGGCCUGAUGUCCUUGGCGCUCUUGGUAGCGACCUUCUUUCCGGCCAGCAACAUUUUAUCCUGA
This is a messenger RNA of Prorocentrum cordatum, 825 nucleotides long. NCBI's taxonomy places the organism in Eukaryota, Dinophyceae, Prorocentrales, Prorocentraceae. The record is from the annotation of a GenBank genome assembly.